Molecule: messenger RNA, 4312 nt
Organism: Cololabis saira (Pacific saury)
Lineage: Eukaryota; Metazoa; Chordata; Actinopteri; Beloniformes; Belonidae
Product: synaptojanin-1-like
Biological process (GO): phosphatidylinositol dephosphorylation; synaptic vesicle endocytosis
Molecular function (GO): nucleic acid binding; phosphatidylinositol-4,5-bisphosphate 5-phosphatase activity
Source: RefSeq, a predicted model, not a curated record
CCAGUACCAGAACCAGAAUCAGCACCGGCAGCAGAGACGGAGCAGAACCUGCAGAUCCUCCUCUGACCUGAUGAAACCGACCCCAGGCCUGUAGUUCGUCAUAACGUAGUGUUUUAACCCCGGAUAAUCAUGGCGUUCAGCAAGGGCUACCGGAUCUACCACAAGCUGGAUCCUCCUCCGUACAGCGUGAUCGUGGAGACCCGGACCCGGGACGAGUGUCUCAUGUUCGAGUCGGGGGCCGUCGCCGUGCUGUCGGCGGCGGAGAAGGACGCCAUCAAGAGCUCGUACAGCAAGAUCGUGGACGCCUACGGGAUUCUGGGAGUUCUGCGUCUCAACCUGGGAGACUCGAUGCUGCACAGCCUCGUAGUCGUGACCGGCUGCAGCUCGGUGGGGAAGGUGCAGGAGUCUGAGGUGUUCCGGGUCACGCAGACCGACUUCAUCUCCCUGAAGAACGACCCGGCGGACGAGGACCGGAUCUCCGAGGUCCGGAAGGUUCUCAACUCGGGACAUUUCUACUUCGCCUGGUCGUCCAGCGGCGUGGGGAUGGACCUGAGCCUGAACGCUCACCGCCGCAUCCUGGAGGACACCACCGACAACCGCUUCUUCUGGAACCAGUCCCUGCACCUGCACCUGAAGCAUUACGGCGUGAACUGUGACGACUGGCUGCUGCGGCUGAUGUGCGGCGGCGUGGAGGUGAGAACCAUCUACGCCGGACACAAGCAGGCCAAGGCCUGCAUCUUCUCCCGGCUCAGCUCGGAGCGGGCGGGAACUCGCUUCAACGUCCGGGGAACCAACGACGACGGGCAGGUGGCCAACUUCGUAGAGACGGAGCAGGUGAUCUUCCUGGAUGAUCAGGUCUCCUCCUUCAUCCAGAUCCGCGGAUCCAUCCCUCUGUUCUGGGAGCAGCCGGGAAUCCAGGUCGGAUCCCACCGGGUCAAACUGUCCAGAGGGUUCGAGGCCAACGCUCCGGCGUUUGAGAGACACUUCACGGCUCUGCGGACGCUGUACGGGAAACAGGUGAUCAUCAACCUGCUGGGGAGCAAAGAAGGAGAACACAUGCUGAGUAAAGCCUUCCAGAGCCACCUGAAGGCGUCGGAACACGCCGCCGCCGUGAAGAUGAUCAACUUCGACUACCACCAGAACGUGAAGGGAGGGAAGACGGAGAAGCUGCAGAGCGUUCUGAAGCCCCAACUCAGCAGAUUCAUCGACGACUGUGGAUUCUUCUACUACUCUGGAGACCAGGGGAUCGUCAGGACUCAGGGAGGAACCCUCAGGACCAACUGCCUGGACUGUCUGGACAGAACCAACAGUGUUCAGGCUUUCUUUGCUCUGGAGAUGCUGCCCCAGCAGCUGGAGCAGAUGGGGCUAACGGAGAAGCCCCAGCUGGUUGCCAGGUUCCAGGAGGUUUUCAGGACCAUGUGGUCGGCUAACGGAGACUCCGUCAGUAAGAUCUACGCCGGCACCGGAGCGCUGGACGGGAAGGCCAAGGGUGGGAAGUUAAAAGACGGCGCCCGGUCUGUGACCCGGACCAUCCAGAACAACUUCUUCGACAGUUCCAAGCAGGAGGCCAUAGAUAUCCUGAGACUGGGGUCUACGCUGAACAGCGACCUGGCGGACAAGGCUCGCGCGCUGCUCACCACGUCUAGUCUUUACGUCACUGAGCCUGUCUUGCAAUCAGCCUCCCCCAGGGUCCUACUGGGCAUGUGCCAGAGCUUCCACAAAUACACCCGUCCCAAGCAGAUCCGGGUGGGCGUCGGUACCUGGAACGUGAACGGGGGGAAACAGUUCCGUAGCAUCGCCUACCGGAACCAGACGCUCAACGACUGGCUGCUGGACGCGCCCAAGAAGGCCGGCCUGCCCGACUUCCAGGACAGCAAAGCCAACCCCAUCGACAUCUUUGCCAUCGGCUUUGAGGAGAUGGUGGAGCUGAACGCCGGGAACAUCGUCAGCGCCAGCACCACCAACCAGAAGCUGUGGGCGGCCGAGCUGCAGAAGAAUCUGUCCCGGGACCACAAGUACGUCCUGCUGGCGUCGGAGCAGCUGGUGGGAGUCUGUCUGUUCGUGUUCAUCCGCCCGCAGCACGCGCCGUUCAUCAGGGACGUUGCCGUGGAUACGGUGAAGACGGGGAUGGGCGGGGCCACGGGGAACAAAGGGGGCGUGGCCAUCCGGCUGCUGUUCCACACCACCAGCAUCUGCUUCGUCUGCUCUCACUUCGCCGCCGGCCAAUCACAGGUCAAGGAGAGGAACGACGACUACAACGAGAUCACGCGCCGCCUCACCUUCCCCAUGGGCCGGCUACUCUACUCCCACGACUACGUGUUCUGGUGCGGGGACUUCAACUACCGCAUCGGUCUGCCCAACGACGAGGUGAAGGAGCUGAUCCGGCAGCAGAACUGGGACGCCCUGACGGCCGGAGACCAGUUACUGGAGCAGAAGAACUCUGGACUGGUGUUCCGAGGUUUCAUCGAGGGAAACCUGGACUUUGCUCCCACGUACAAGUACGACCUUUUCUCCGAGGAUUACGACACCAGUGAGAAGUGUCGUACUCCGGCCUGGACCGACCGGAUCCUGUGGAAGAGACGGAAGUGGAACUUCAACAAGACGGCGGAGGAGAUGAACGUGGUGGGCGGAGCCUCCACGGCGGCCGACGCCCAGGACGACCCGGAGACCUGGAGCCCCGGAUCCUUGAAGUUCUACGGAAGAGCCGAGCUCAAGACCUCCGACCACAGGCCGGUGGUGUCGGUGAUGGACGUGGACGUCCUGGAGGUGGACCCCGAGGCCCGGCACCAGGUCUACAAGGACGUGAUCGCCCUGCAGGGCCCGCCCGACGGAACCAUCCUGGUGUCGCUCUGCUCCUCCGGGCCCAGCGACUUCUUCAGUGACGAGCUCAUCGACGAGCUGCUGGACAAGUUCGCCCAGUUCGGAGAGGUUAUUCUCAUCAGGUUUGUGGAGGAGAAGAUGUGGGUAACUUUCCUGGAAGGAUACUCUGCGCUGGCCGCGCUGUCGCUCAGCGCCUCCACGGUUCUGGGGAAGAUGAUCGAUAUCCGUCUCCGGAGUCCCGGCUGGAUCCGGAGUCUGGAGGAGGAGAUGAGCGUGGAUAGAAUCUGCGGCAGCAUCCCGACCUCGGCCAGCUCCACGCUGCUGGCUGAAGACGUGGACCUGGGGGACGACUACGACAUGGAGGGGGACGUGGACGAGGAGCUGGAGCAGAUCCUCCCCCAGCACCUGCAGCCCGGGUCCGGGUCCGGGUCGGGGUCUGGCCCGGGCUCGUCCCCCCUGGCCUCCCCCCGGGGAAGCCCCUGCCCCUCCCCCACCCACGGGGAGGCCCCCAGCCGGCCCGGCCGCUCCCAGCACCCACGCAGACCCUCGCAAGGUCCCCCCGUUGACUUCCAGCCCGGCGGCCCCCCAGCAGCUCAGGCCCUGGAGCCCCGGCGCCCUCCUCCCCCCCGCCCUGGGGGGGCGCCCCCACCCAGACCGGCCCCGCCCCAGCGCCCACCGCCCCCCACAGGAGGGAUGAGCCCCCUGGUGGUCCGGAGGGAGUCCAGAGAGGUGGGGAGUGUGAGCCCCCUGCUGGACAGGAGGGGAAGUGAAGGAACCAAAAGCCCGUCCCUCGGUCGGCCGGACUCCCCUGCAGGUCGAGGCCCGGCAGGACCAGGACCAGGACCAGGAGGAUUCUCCAGACCCAACAUUCCUCCCAGGGCCGGAGUCAUCAGCCUGCCCCCCCAGGGCCGCCCGUCACCCCCCUCCCACCCUGGGGCCCCCAGGCCCGUCCCAGAGCUGCACCCUGGGGCCCCCCGGCCCGUCCCAGACACCCACCCCGGGGCCCCCCGGCCCCCCCCCGGGGGCCUGGCCAAGCCCACAGACCUGCCGUUAGGCCCCCCCCCGGGGGCCCGGCCAAGCCCGCUGACCUGCCGCUGGGUCCCCCCCCAUCAGGAGCCCCCCCGGCCCUGCAGCCCCAGCCGGCCCCCCCGGCCCCCGUCCCAGCUCCCUCAGCCCCUGCAGCCCUCUCUUCCAGCCCCCCUGCAGCCCCAGCAGGCGGCUGCCCCCCCCCGCGGGGCCCCAGCAGCGGGGGGGCCCCAGCCGGGCCUGGCCUCCCCCAAACCGCCCCCCCGGUCCCGGUCCUCUCACGCUCUGCCCCCCGAGGCGGCGCCGGCGCCACAGCUGGAGAAGCCGUCAGGGUGAAAGAGCAACGGCCUGAACGGGUUCCAGCCAGAAGCCCAGCGGAGACCUGACCCCGCCCACUUCCUGUCCUCCGGCCCCGCCCACUUCCUGCCGUCCUGCCCCCCCCUGGCCACCCGGUCCCUGAGCCGGG